UAAGUAAUUUUGAUAUAUUUUUUAAUAAGUAGAUCCUUCAUGAGACUCUUCAUAGGAUUUUUUAAUACCCCUGUUAAGAGAAUGGAAGAGUCAGGAAAUCUUUAGCAUUGCAAGGCAUUCAGGGUCCCCGAGCUCAGUAUAGAUAUAGCUGCUGUCCCAUUUGCCUUAAACGUGCCUCACCUGGCUAGCUGUUAGUCUGUGUUGACACUGGAGGGUGGGCAUGACUGCACUGACAGCCUCUCAUUUUGUUGGUCUUUAUAAUUUUAUUACUUGAGGUCUAAUAGGUGAGUUUUAGCUUUUGAAUCUUUCAGGGGGUGGAACAUUUCCACCCUCUUUUGUAGUCACUUAUGGGAACACAGAACACAGCCAGAAGUCUUCAGACUUAGUUUUUAGUUCAUUAGUUUUGGUUUUCAGUCUUUUUCAAUUUGAGCUUUUUUCUUAUUCAGACCUCAGAUAAUUUAAAACUUACAAAGCAGGGUUGCCAAAAUUAAAGUGGUUUUAGAGAGUGGAACCUUACAUGAUUGUUGUUUUGCCCCAAACUUUUGUUUCUUCCCUACCACAUUCAUCCCAUAUAUGCAGUGCAUAGUUCCACAGGGAUUCUACUGAGCACUUAGCGGUCAAACUUUGCUUUAUAGGUGAACGGAUGUGAGGCUCAGUGCUCUUGGAUUCAUCCCAAGUCAUACAGAUAGGCAGUGGUGGAACUGGGAUUAAAGCCCAGGUCUUGUGUCACUAAAUAUAUUGCUGUUUCCAUUAUGUUGUACACCAUGGAUAGCACAUUUAAAAUAAUGAUAUUGUGUACUUUAUAAUCUUCAAAGAGUUUCCAUACAUGUGGUCUCAUUUGAUUUUCACUUUGUGACUCGGUGCAGUAGAUUAGUAUAAUAGCAGCUAAUGUUUAUUGGGGGCAUACCCUAAAUGCUAGGGAUAAGGGUACUUUUGGAUACAUGAGUUCAUUCUUUAUCCAUUUUUUAACUAGUUUUUAAAAACCCAGCAACUGACUUCGGCGUUGAUGCUGUUGGAUAAGGAGAAGUCCAUAGGUUACAUAGGUGUUAUUUUAGGUUGUGUAUUACAGUUUCAGAAACAUUUAUCACUUUCCUCAAGGUCGUGGGACUAGAUUGGGAACGUAGUCGGCAAGAGUUUCAUCUAGAAGGCCAAUUUUUAUUUAUAAGUGUGACUUGAUAAUUGGAUGACUUGUUGAUAAGGGGCAUUCUCUUCUUAGUGAGCAGGGUUAGUCAAGAGGACAUGUUGUAAGUCAGAAGGAUGCUUGGAACAGAGAAGAUAAGAACAGAGCAUGUGUGUUGUUUUUAAGGGUUAUUUCUGUCAAGUUGUGGUGUCCUGACUUACUGUUCUCCAUUCUAGGGGAAGUCCUAUUUGAAGAAACAAAUCAGUCAUCUGGAGUGGAGAACUAUUCCCCUGAAUCUGUCUUGAGAGGCAUAGGUGCCUCUUUUUGAAGCUCUAUACUGACGCUCCACCAUGAGACGAGGUGGAGGGAGGAGGCGAGCUGAAAAUGAUGGCUGGGAAAAAUGGGGUGGGUAUAUGGCUGCCAAGGUCCAGAAAUUAGAGGAACAGUUUCGGUCAGAUGCUGCUCUACAAAAGGAUGGAACUUCAUCUACAAUUUUUAGUGGAGUUGCCAUUUAUGUUAAUGGAUAUACAGAUCCUUCUGCUGAGGAAUUGCGAAAGCUAAUGAUGUUGCAUGGAGGCCAAUACCAUGUGUAUUAUUCCAGAUCCAAAACAACACACAUUAUUGCCACAAAUCUUCCAAAUGCCAAAAUUAAAGAAUUAAAGGGAGAAAAAGUAAUUCGGCCAGAAUGGAUUGUGGAAAGCAUCAAAGCUGGACGACUCCUGUCCUACAUUCCCUAUCAGCUGUACAGCAAGCAGUCCAACAUACAGAAGGGUCUCAACUUUAAUCCUGCGUGCAAACCUGAGGAUCCUGUGCCAGGUCCAAGCAGUGUAUCCAAACAGCUGAACAACAGGGUGUAAGUUUCUCUAGACUGGGGAAUGCUGCAAAGCUGGGUUUUAGCAGUGGGUGUGGGUACUGCUCCUGCUUUGCUGAAAUAGAAACAAAUACAAAACAUGGCCAUUUAUCUAUAUUAAACAUGUUAAAAUAUGUUUGUGGGUAUCUUACCUAAAAAUUAUUUUGGGGGGUGUCUACGUGGCUCAGUUAAGCAUCCAACUUUGGCUCAGGUCAUGAUCUCAUGGUUUGUGAGUUUAAGCCCCACAUUGGGCUCUGUGCUGACACUGUGGAGCCUGCUUGAGAUUCUCUCUCUCUCCCCUUUUCUCUCUACUCCUCCCCCAGUUUUACACGUGCCCUCCCAAAAAAUAAAUAAACUUAAAAAAAUUAAAUUUAUUUUUAUCAUGAAAGUUUCUUAAAUAAAAUGUAAAUAAGGAAGCUUUCCCAAUCAGUGUAGAUUCCCCUGUUAUACUAAUGGAUCUUAAAUAACUGGAAGUAAAAUUUUCCAUGGAUUUUCCCAAAAUUACUUGCACAUAAGUAAUUUGCUGUAGAAUGUUGCUUUCUCAAAAACCAAGCUAAUUGCACCAGUAUGCUUUUGUUGUGUGCUAUAUACAUAAUAAAUGUGUUAACAUUUCUAGGUUAUUUUUGAAAAUUUCCAAAUUCAUAGCAGUUUUACAUAUGUAAAUAUAUUUACAUUGGUAAAAAUUUAGUUGGUGACCCUCAGUGUUACAGUUAGAGGUAACUCUAGACUUUAUUCCAUGUGGCAGAUUUAAAAAAAUAUAUUGAUUAAGCUUUAAUUGCAGUUAUCUUGGGUAAAUUGGUUUCAUGAUUAAUUGGUGUGUUGCCUUAACUUGUAUAUCAGGUGGUUUAUUACCACUAGUGUUCUCCUUAUUUAUUAAAUUGCUUGCUUUGGGAGUUGGAUAUAUAU
Messenger RNA from Panthera uncia (snow leopard), 2876 nucleotides. RefSeq names its product DNA repair protein REV1-like. Bases 1471 to 1977 code for a protein of 168 amino acids. Gene Ontology annotation, molecular function: DNA-directed DNA polymerase activity; deoxycytidyl transferase activity. Gene Ontology annotation, biological process: error-prone translesion synthesis; error-free translesion synthesis. The transcript has 5 exons. The record is from RefSeq and is a predicted model, not a curated record. Gene Ontology annotation, cellular component: nucleus. Lineage: Eukaryota; Metazoa; Chordata; Mammalia; Carnivora; Felidae.